This is a messenger RNA of Spodoptera exigua (beet armyworm), 976 nucleotides long. The record is from the annotation of a GenBank genome assembly. NCBI's taxonomy places the organism in Eukaryota, Metazoa, Arthropoda, Insecta, Lepidoptera, Noctuidae.
UUUACAAAGACACAUGUUGAUGAUAAAGAUGUAGUAUCACCAAACAAUAAGGCACGGAAUUUAUUCACUAAGCUAAACGCAUUGUUUGGUUAAUGUCGGAAACAUAACGCCAAUUUUAUUUCCUUGAUUGAACUCAUUUUUGAAAUAUUUUGCCAGUAAAAAAUACCUUAUCUUAAUUAAGGGAUACCUUAUUUUAUUUGCAAUGUCUUCAAUGUCGGCUACUCACUGUGCAAUUGAAAACUGUCGAACAACCAUCCUGAACAAACCGCCGGGAGUUUCAUUUCAUCCGUGUCCAACAAAUAAUGAAAUGCGCAAACGAUGGCUGAGAUUGUUAAAAAAUAAAUGUUCCAUGUUAGAUUGGUACAAAAGCCAGAUCUGUUCCAAACAUUUUGAGCCCAAAUUCUUUGAUUCUCAAAGAAAACUUAAAGAAAAUGCAGUGCCAACUAUCUUUGCACCUUCUCUACCAAAACUAGCUGUAAUGAAAUCUGUGAAGGACCCUCCAAGGACCAGAAUCGACAGGUUAUUGAACAAACUGACACAAGCUGAACUGACAGCCAACAUUAGAAACAGUAUGAGCAGACUGAAGGAGCCAGCUGACCUAGAUGCAUUUGUUUCUGAUGACCUUAAGUGCAGUCCAGAUGCCCCAAAGGAGGCUGUUUUAUGGCUUAUGGUAAAGAAACAAGAAAAUUUGAACAACAGACUAAUGGAUUUAGUUGUCCAGACAAAAAAACAUGUUGAAAUUCUUCAGAACAAUUCUGAAGAAGCAAAUGUUGCUAAACGAGAAAAUGAACAUACUAUUGAGUCUCUUAGAUAUGUUGUCAAAUGUCUUCAAGAGAAGCAUGCUACACUUGAAGAACAAAUUGAGAUACUGACUUCUGUAGAAUCUAGAUAGUUGUAUUACACCAGAAAGUCGUGGACUUUUAUUUUUAUGUAAGUUUCAAUAAUUGUGUUAAAUAAAACAUGUCAUUUAAUAAAU